This is a messenger RNA of Pyricularia oryzae 70-15, 2333 nucleotides long. RefSeq names its product catalase-3. Bases 1 to 2148 code for a protein of 715 amino acids. The transcript is spliced from 9 exons. Gene Ontology annotation, cellular component: cytosol. Gene Ontology annotation, biological process: hydrogen peroxide catabolic process; response to oxidative stress. NCBI's taxonomy places the organism in Eukaryota, Fungi, Ascomycota, Sordariomycetes, Magnaporthales, Pyriculariaceae. Gene Ontology annotation, molecular function: catalase activity; heme binding. The record is from RefSeq and is a predicted model, not a curated record.
AUGCCUCGCUCGUCUAUGUUAGGACUAUGGGCAAGCCUAGUCUGGAUUGCCCAGGCCGGCUGCCCCUAUGCAGACCCAGCAGCCUUGCGUCCUCGAGAGGAGCACACGGAUGAUUAUCUAGCACAAUUCUCGGUUGAUGACCAGGACAAGUUUCUUACAUCCGACGUUGGAGGUCCAAUAGGGGAUCAAAGAAGUCUGAAGGCUGGUGCGCGAGGCUCGACGCUUCUUGAGGACUUUGUCUUUCGUCAGAAAAUAACACAUUUCGAUCAUGAGCGUGUUCCAGAACGCGCCGUCCAUGCCAGGGGCGCAGGCGCUCACGGCACCUUCACAAGCUAUGGUGACUUUAGCAACAUCACCUCGGCAUCGUUUCUGAACUCUGCUGGCAAGCGGACUCCGGUGUUUGUGCGCUUCUCUACCGUGGCUGGCUCGAGAGGUAGUGCGGAUAGCGCCAGGGAUGUGCACGGGUUUGCCACGAGAUUCUAUACCGACGAGGGCAAUUUUGAUAUUGUUGGAAACAAUGUACCUGUUUUCUUCAUACAGGACGCUAUACAAUUUCCUGAUUUGGUUCAUGCCGUCAAACCCAGCCCAGACAAGGAGAUACCAACUGCAGCGACCGCUCAUGAUUCGGCUUGGGACUUUUUCAGUCAACAAUCAAGUUCAUUACAUGCUCUUUUCUGGGCCAUGUCAGGCUAUGGAAUUCCACGAUCGUAUCGUCACAUGGAUGGGUUCGGAGUCCAUACGUUCCGCAUGGUCGCCGACAAUGGCGAGUCGAGAUUGGUCAAGUUUCACUUCAAGACCAAGCAGGGCAAAGCAAGCCUGAUUUGGGAAGAGGCCCAAGUCCUGUCCGGCAAGAACCCCGACUUUCACCGGCAAGAUCUUUGGGAUGCUAUCGAGGCUGGCCACGGUCCCGAAUGGGAGUUUGGAGUCCAGGUUGUCAACGAGGAGGAUGCCCUGAGGUUUGGCUUCGAUAUGCUCGAUCCGACAAAGAUCCUCCCAGAGGAUCUUGUGCCUGUUCAUCCUCUAGGGCUUCUCAAGCUUGAUCGGAAUCCCAUCAACUAUUUCGCCGAGACGGAGCAAAUCAUGUUUCAACCUGGACACCUCGUCAGGGGUAUCGACUUCACCGAGGAUCCUCUUCUUCAGGGCCGGGUGUUUUCAUACCUUGAUACUCAGCUCAACCGCCACAAUGGACCCAACUUUGAGCAACUUCCCAUCAACAGACCAAGGGUCACCGUCCACAACAAUAAUCGCGACGGUUCAGGGCAGAAUUUUAUUCACAAGAACAUCCAUCCUUAUACACCCAGUGCCCUGAAUGAGUUCCCGAAACAGGCCGAUGACGACCAAGGCAGAGGCUUCAUGACCGCUCCUCGGCGCAGGACCCAGGACGCAGCGCUUGUUCGUGAGCUCUCCGAGACUUUUGAUGACCACUGGACGCAGCCGCGUUUGUUUUGGAACAGCAUCACGCCCGCCGAGCAGCAGAUUUUGGUCAACGCGAUACGAUUUGAGACUAGCAACAUCGUGAACACGCACGUCAGGCAGAAAGUCCUUCAGCAGCUCAACCGCAUUAGCGACGAACUGGCAGGGCGUGUUGCUCAAGCACUCGGCAUGGAGGCGCCCGCUCCCGAGCCAGCUUUCUACCACGAAAAUACCACUAUAGGCUUGUCAAUUUUCGGCAUCAAGCUGCCCACGAUCAAGACGCUCAGGGUGGGCGUCCUUGCCAGCACCGGAAACGUCGCGUCGCUCUCGCAGGCAGCUGACCUCAAGGCCCGAUUCAUGGGCGAUGGUGUCGCGGUCGCGGUGCUAGGCGAAACACAGGUUGAAGGUGUCGACGUCACCUACUCACAAUCCGAUGCUACAGUCUUUGAUGGCAUCAUCAUUGCGGCCGGUGCCGAGGGUCUUGUCGCCAAGGAUGCACCGGCGUCGGCACUCUUUCCCAUAGGCAGGCCACAGCAACUCGUCGUUGACAGCUUCAGAUGGGGCAAGCCUAUUGGACUGGCCGCAGCUUCGGACGACUCGGCGAACAUUUUCAGCAGCCUAGGAACGACUGGCCCUGGUGUCUUUAGUGGCGAUGACCUCGGUGUGCUGGUCACCGAUUUCAAGGAGGGGCUGUCGACAUAUAAGUUUGUUGAGAGGUUCCCGAUGGACUCGUGAUCGGGGAGGUCUCUUGGGUUGUGCUGGGGACUCUGACCAGCACUAACAGAUUAUUGACAUGCUGUAUACUAUGUACUUUUCUUCUUCUUUUGCCAGUUGCUUCCUUGUUUUGAACUGGCCCUUGAAAUUUUUCGUUUGUAGUCUCGCGGUCUUCCUCAUAUAUCCCAUUGAGGACAUGUUUCUUG